AAGCUGUCAAGGCUACAACAUUUCAAUGCGAACGCAUUGGUUCAAUUGGCGCUCGUCUUGCAACCAACAAAAGGUCUUAUCAGGCCCUUCAGUCUCGCGUGUACGAACUAUUCUUAACUCCGUAAUCCGCUUAUAUAUCUAUUUAGGUCGUUGCCUUUGAAAUAUUUGAUUCAGAGUGCCGCGCUGGCUUGGUUGUUCGAAUGAGCUCGAGGAGAGGUACUCCGUACUUAGUAUGAUGGCUAUAGCUCGAAGAUAAGGUGACCAUGUCAGAGAGGAAUCAGUCGUCAAGCUCGUUGGUCUAUAACUAUAGGGUUCAGUCAGUAUGGCAAAGCAGAGCACCCUCGCAAAUCCUUUGCGGCACCAUUCUCCACACGACCUGCGAUGUCGUGUCGCAUCGACCUACAAGUACUACAAACAAUUUAUGGUCGGCUCACCAGACGGUUCCGGGAGCAUUAUAUAUAUAUUUAUAUUUUAGAUGCCCGAAUUUGGCUUACAUACAGACUCUACACCGUAGGCAUAUGGCAAGGGUUCAUCCCCCGAAAGUGAGGAAACCUCCUCGUGCAGUGAACCUCGGCAUCGGGAAAGGGCAGAACGAGCGGGCGGUGCCGAGCUUCGGACGGCCUCGUUGUCUUCCUCCCCGGACUUUCUCCAGCUUCCCGCCAGCCAUUAUCUUGCUGCACCACUAUCCAAGCUCGGGGCUGUCUCACCAGGGGACUGUUUGUCUCAAUUGUGGCUCCUUUGAAGUAUGCUGAGGUGACUGGAUUCUUCUCAUCCUUCAAUUCACGACCUUCGAUUCUUUCCCCUCCCGCCCCUCUCCCGGUCGCUCCCCCGCUCCAAUUGAACCCACCUGCGCCAUCAUCAUGGAUUACGACCACCACGA
This is a messenger RNA of Aspergillus fijiensis CBS 313.89, 880 nucleotides long. RefSeq lists its product as uncharacterized. Bases 264 to 752 code for a protein of 162 amino acids. NCBI's taxonomy places the organism in Eukaryota, Fungi, Ascomycota, Eurotiomycetes, Eurotiales, Aspergillaceae. The record is from RefSeq and is a predicted model, not a curated record. The transcript has 3 exons.